CUCCUAUCCCAUGUAAGCAAGCGGCAGCGGCAGCUCCCAAGCUCAGCUCGCUCCCGCUGCUCACCGCUCCGUCACCACCAAUGGCCUCCUCCGCCAUGGAGCUCUCCCUCCUCAACCCCGCCGCAAUGCACCACCACCGCGGCCUCGCGGCCAAGCCCUCCGGCCUCCCACUCGCCCGGCGCUCGGCGGUCCGCUUCCGCGUGUCGGCGUCCGCCUCCGCCGCGGCCGCGCCGCCCAAGUCCUCCGGCCCCAAGAAGCGCGGCAAGACGGAGAUCCAGGAGACGCUGCUGACCCCCCGGUUCUACACCACCGACUUCGACGAGAUGGAGCGCCUCUUCAACGCGGAGAUCAACAAGCAGCUCAACGAGGCGGAGUUCGACGCGCUGCUGCAGGAGUUCAAGACGGACUACAACCAGACCCACUUCGUGCGCAACCCCGAGUUCAAGGCCGCCGCCGACAAGAUGGAGGGACCGCUCCGCCAGAUCUUCGUCGAGUUCCUCGAGCGCUCCUGCACCGCCGAGUUCUCCGGGUUCCUCCUCUACAAAGAGCUCGGCCGCAGGCUCAAGAAAACCAACCCGGUGGUGGCUGAGAUCUUCUCGCUCAUGUCCAGGGACGAGGCGCGCCAUGCUGGAUUCUUGAACAAGGGGUUGUCUGACUUCAACUUGGCGCUGGACCUGGGGUUCUUGACCAAGGCUAGGAAGUACACCUUCUUCAAGCCCAAGUUCAUCUUCUACGCCACCUACCUAUCCGAGAAGAUUGGGUACUGGAGGUACAUCACCAUCUUCAGGCACCUCAAGGCGAACCCACAGUACCAGGUGUACCCCAUCUUCAAGUUCUUUGAGAACUGGUGCCAGGACGAGAACCGGCAUGGUGACUUCUUCUCCGCGCUACUCAAGGCGCAGCCGCAGUUCCUCAACGACUGGAAGGCCAAGCUCUGGUCACGGUUCUUCUGCCUCUCGGUGUAUGUGACCAUGUACCUAAAUGACUGCCAGCGUACUUCUUUCUAUGAGGGAAUUGGUCUGGACACCAAGGAAUUCGACAUGCAUGUGAUCAUUGAGACCAACCGCACAACAGCAAGGAUCUUCCCUGCUGUUCUGGACGUCGAGAACCCUGAAUUCAAGAGGAAGCUUGACAGGAUGGUAGAGAUCAACCAGAAGAUUAUCGCUGUCGGAGAAUCUGACGACAUCCCCCUGGUGAAGAACCUGAAGAGGAUUCCUCUUGUUGCUGCACUGGUGUCCGAGAUCAUUGCCGCGUACCUCAUGCCCCCCAUCGAGUCUGGCUCAGUCGAUUUUGCUGAAUUUGAGCCACAGCUUGUUUACUGAUUCUGUAGAAAGAUUUAUCUCCGAUCUUUUUUUCCCUGAAAGACAAGUUGGUGCUUCCUCCCUAAGGGGUUUUGAAUGGUGACAUGCUGGAUGGUUAAAAGGAUCUGCAUCUUCUUGUGUUCGUCUGUAAAUUAAAAUAUUGAGACUUCGGUGGCGUAAGGCUUGGCAAAUCUUUGUUGUGUGACAUCUCCAUGGAAGUGACAGUGAGCUGCAUCAGAAGUGAGCGUUCCGGUUUUCCAACAGAAUGGAGCGUCUGAAGCUGUUGUACUGAUACUGAAGCCAAUAGCAUACAGAUAUUUAGCUAAUUAAGUCCACUGUAUCACAUAUGGUCUCGGUGAAGUUACUUGGGCAUCUUUUGUCAAUGUGCAUGUGAACCUAGAACAAAGCAUGAUGAACAUACCCAGCACAAAUGGGUGAUUGUGUAACACUAAAACCAUGUAACGCAUUUGGCUAUGAGGCUAUACUAUGUGAAUUUACACAUUUCUCUUUA
Messenger RNA from Phragmites australis (common reed), 1812 nucleotides. Its product is annotated as magnesium-protoporphyrin IX monomethyl ester [oxidative] cyclase, chloroplastic. The transcript has 5 exons. The record is from RefSeq and is a predicted model, not a curated record. Gene Ontology annotation, cellular component: chloroplast thylakoid membrane. Lineage: Eukaryota; Viridiplantae; Streptophyta; Magnoliopsida; Poales; Poaceae. Gene Ontology annotation, biological process: photosynthesis; chlorophyll biosynthetic process. Gene Ontology annotation, molecular function: metal ion binding; magnesium-protoporphyrin IX monomethyl ester (oxidative) cyclase activity. Bases 81 to 1322 code for a protein of 413 amino acids.